Perca flavescens (yellow perch) is the source of this 597-nucleotide messenger RNA. Its product is annotated as ladderlectin-like. Bases 1 to 597 code for a protein of 198 amino acids. The record is from RefSeq and is a predicted model, not a curated record. Lineage: Eukaryota; Metazoa; Chordata; Actinopteri; Perciformes; Percidae. The transcript has 6 exons.
AUGAGGGUCAUGUUUCUUCUCUGUGCCACCUUCUUUGCUUUGAGCGUUGCAGCAGAGCCAAUGGAGGAGCAUGUGCAGGUUCAGCAAAACAAGACUAGAGGCUCUGGGGAGCUGCUGCGUCGGAUAGCAGGAAGGAUGAAUACAUGGCAGGGCUAUGUAACCCCGUCUUCAUACGAAGGCAGUGGGGAUAACGACUGUCCGUUCGACUGGCAGAGAUAUGAGUCGCGAUGUUUCAUCUUCAUCAACAGCCCAAUGGCCUGGAUAAAGGCUGAGAAUUACUGUAUACAAUAUGGUGCCAACCUCGCAUCCAUCCACAACCAAGGGGAGUAUGACUUCAUCCACUACUCUUUAAUGACGAACAGCCCAGCCUGGAUUGGUGGCUAUAAUGCAGUUAGGACCUCAGUUUGGUUAUGGAGUAACGGUUCAGAAUUUAAUGGGAACUGGGACCCACGUAAGACGAUCAGCUUAAGCAGAUGGAGAAGGUGUCUCACCAUAAGUCGUUGGUGGGGUACAGAUUUCCCCGACCUGAUACCUUCCUAUUGUGAAAAGGCGCUUCCCUUUGUCUGUGGAAGAAGACCUGGACCGUUUUACAUGUAA